CCCCGGGUCAAAGCAACCAAACAACCUACUCCAGUCUCCCCAUCUCAUCCAGCUCGAUCUAAUAUGUCCGACAAAGCUUCUGUCUUCUCAACUACCUCCUCUUCUACUACCGCUACACUGGUCAAUAAGGGCCAGAAAUCGGACUCUUUCUCGACGCCGGCUCAGAAAAAGAAUAGAACGCCGUCCCCGAAGAUCGGUGACUCGGCAUCCACCUUCGCAAGGGAGUCGCAGAAGCAAGGGUGGAGCUCUUUCACCGCUACCAGACCAUCCCUCGGAUAAUCGUUCACACGUAUUUCAAACCCCU
Molecule: messenger RNA, 304 nt
Organism: Somion occarium
Lineage: Eukaryota; Fungi; Basidiomycota; Agaricomycetes; Polyporales; Cerrenaceae
Source: the annotation of a GenBank genome assembly